AUGGCCACUCUGAGAUACGACCCCGAAUUCGCCAAGGCAUUGGAACCUCUUAGAUCCAAGCGUCCCUCAGGCCCUCCUCAAACUGCCUUGGAAAUUCGCCGAAACAAUGAUGCUCUCUUUAAAAACAUGUUCCCCAAGGCGCCUUCAGCCGACAUCAUUCAGCAGACGGAUUACACCAUCCAGAGUUAUGAUGGUGCAAACAUCUUGCUCCGCCGCUUUGCCAAGCCCGAGCAUCUCUCGGUCAAGGAGCCUCUGCCUACUAUCCUCGCCAUUCAUGGCGGUGGUUUUAUCUCAGGAAGUGUAGAUGCUUGUGCUGGACUUGUAGCCAACAAGGUUCUUGCGGCUGAUCGUCCCAUCUUUGCUGUUGGCUACCGUCUUGCACCCGAGCAUCCUCACCCGGCCCCUGUUGAGGACAGUUACGCUGCUCUGAAAUACCUCCUGGACCACGCUGCGGAGCUCAACAUUGAUCCCCAACGUGUUGCCGUUCAGGGAGAGAGUGCUGGUGGCGGCAUUGCUGUCGGGCUGGCCCUCUUGGCAAGGGACAGGGAGCUUCAGCCUUCGAUUGCGAAGCUGCUUCUUACGUAUCCCGAGCUCGAUGACCGGCCACGGCAUGACAAGGACGCCGAGUUUCUCAAGUUUACCACAUGGAGCCCCAAGCACAACGAACUAGCAUGGGCGGCAUACGCGGAUGUUUCUCCGUAUGCUGCCCCAGCGAGAGCUGCGACAUACAAGGGCCUACCAUCUACGUAUGUAGACGUCGGAACGUUGGACGUGUUUCGAGAGGAGAACAUGGAGUUUGUCAGGAGACUACUGGCGGAUAAUGUCGAGGUUGAGUUUCACGUCUGGCCCGGAGUGCCACAUGUGUUUGAGUUUCUUGGACCUGGGACAAAGUGGCACGUGAGAGCGACAGAGGCUAGAGUUAAUGCCAUGAAGGAGUUUUAA
Messenger RNA from Fusarium vanettenii 77-13-4, 942 nucleotides. RefSeq lists its product as uncharacterized. The coding region runs from base 1 to 942 and encodes 313 amino acids. Gene Ontology annotation, molecular function: hydrolase activity. The transcript is spliced from 2 exons. NCBI's taxonomy places the organism in Eukaryota, Fungi, Ascomycota, Sordariomycetes, Hypocreales, Nectriaceae. The record is from RefSeq and is a predicted model, not a curated record.